Messenger RNA from Lutzomyia longipalpis, 2087 nucleotides. It is a transcript of the gene Caf1-105, whose product is annotated as chromatin assembly factor 1 subunit B. The transcript has 3 exons. Gene Ontology annotation, cellular component: nucleus; CAF-1 complex. NCBI's taxonomy places the organism in Eukaryota, Metazoa, Arthropoda, Insecta, Diptera, Psychodidae. The coding region runs from base 90 to 1964 and encodes 624 amino acids. Gene Ontology annotation, biological process: DNA replication-dependent chromatin assembly; nucleosome assembly. Gene Ontology annotation, molecular function: protein binding. The record is from RefSeq and is a predicted model, not a curated record.
GCACCUCACAUAACCUCACAAAUCACCUUGUUUUCUGGUUCUUGUGUUAUUUUUACUUUGGAAUUAUUUCUCGAUUUAUUUUGCGAAAAAUGAAGUGCACGAUUCCUGAAAUAUCCUGGCACAAUCGUGAUCCAGUUUUGAGUGUGGAUAUUCAACCAUUUGUGGGGAAAUCCGGUGAUUUCUAUCGACUUGCAUCCGGGGGAACGGAUUCGCAUGUUUUGAUUUGGCACAUGAAACUGGAAGAGGAUGGACGGGUGUCUUUGGAGAUUGUAGCAGAUCUCACGAGACAUCAGAGAGCUGUGAAUGCUGUGAGAUGGUCUCCAUCGGGGAAAUUCCUUGCAAGUGGAGAUGAUGAGAGUGCCAUUUUCAUAUGGAAGCAGAGGGAUGAGAAUGAAACAAUCAAUAUUCUUGACACUCCGAAUGAUUUGGACAAGGAAGUCUGGAUUACCUUCAAGAUUCUCCGAGGACACCUUGAGGAUGUUUAUGAUUUAGCAUGGUCCCCAAAUGAUCUUCAGCUUAUAAGUGGAUCUGUUGACAAUACAGCAAUUGUGUGGGAUGUGCAGAAAGGGAAAGCUCUGACCAUCCUGAGUGAUCACAAAGGAUUUGUUCAGGGUGUUUCAUGGGAUCCGGCAAACAAAUACAUCGCUACCUUGAGUACAGAUCGCUACUUUCGCGUGUUCGACGUGCACACACGCAAAGUGAUCAGUCGGAAUGGAAAAUGCCAACUCCCAGUGCCACCAGAUUCUCCUUUUCACGGGAAAGUAAUGCGAUUAUUUCACGACGAUACCCUUCAGACAUUUUUCCGGAGACUCACCUUCAGUCCCGAUGGGGAACUCAUUGUGGCUCCUGCGGGAAUAGCUGAAGGUGAUGAAUCCCGGAAGGCACAAAACACAACAUACGUCUACACGAGGCACUCCCUGAAGCAACCAGCGAUUGUUCUCCCGUCCCUGGAACAUCAUACAGUUGCUGUUAAAUUCUGUCCUGUGCUCUUUGAGCUAAUGCCCCACAAGGAGGACGUACAACCCGUAAUACCUCUGCUCUAUCGAAUGGUCUUUGCUGUGGCUACGAAAAAUUCAGUUUUCUUCUACGACACCCAACAAACUAUCCCCUUUGGUGUCAUUUCUAACAUCCACUACACCCGUCUCACGGAUCUAACAUGGUCCAGCGAUGGGAGAUUGCUCGUUGUCUCCAGCACUGAUGGAUUCUGCUCACUCAUAACAUUUAGUGAAGGUGAAUUGGGGAAAGUUUACGAUGAUACGCUGAUCAAGGAGAAGCUAAUGGAACGCUGGGAGCCAACGAAGAAGACUUCUAAAUCCAAAAAGGUCAAAAAAGAAGGUCCACCGGAUAGUGCCUUGACCCCAGAUGUGUCUCCGAAGAGACAAACAGGCACAUCCCCGCAGAAAGCGAAUGAAAAUCUCAAGCCAAUCUCCGAGAAAAUCAUUGAUUUGGAUUUAGCUGAUAAAAUCAUAAAGAGUGAUGAAAACUUCUCACCGGAAAAGAAGGAAAAUCCCGUCACGCCAAUUGCCGUGCGGCGACAUCCACGUGUUCUCACACCAACUUCCGCUGAUGAAGGUGCCGAGACGGCUGUAAGGAAACCCUCAACACCGAAGCAACCUAAACCAAUUGCCAUUAGGCGUCAUCCGCGUGUUUUAUCAGACUCACCUGCUAAUACAGGAGCAGUAGCCGUUACGGAAGAAGCUGUGGAUGCAUGGCCUAUUGAUGUGGAUCCUCCGAAACCUCUGGAGGGCGUUUGCCGUGAACCUACAGCUGCAGACUCAAUGCAAGAAUGCACAGAGAAUAUAAAUCUCGUGCUGGAUGACGAUUCAGUGACUGAGAAACCCUCCCAGGAGCCAAUGGAGGUGGAUAAACCCCAAGAGGUGACUCCUUCAAAUGCCCCCAAAACCCCACGACGUGUCAACUUUAUCACAAUCUCCACGCCCAAGUCCAAAAAGAAGCUCCUGUAGAUCUUCUGUGGAACCUAUCUAUAUAAUUUUAUAAAUAAACGCAUUAAUUUGAAAAGAUUGAAUAAAAAGAUCCCACGAUGCUUCCCAAAAGGAAAAGAAAAAAAAUAAGAGCUUCAAAAGACU